Molecule: messenger RNA, 1412 nt
Organism: Cuscuta campestris
Lineage: Eukaryota; Viridiplantae; Streptophyta; Magnoliopsida; Solanales; Convolvulaceae
Source: the annotation of a GenBank genome assembly
UUUUUUUUUAAUUUCAAGCUUUCCUAUGCUGGUAAAGUGGCAAAGUAAAUAAAGAGAUUUUCAAGUAAAUGGUGCGAUGGUGAUUCCAAAGGCAUGUUGUUCACUGACAAGCCGGCCUUUUAUCACCUUUCUUAAUUGAGGGUGUCUUUGUUUCGAUCUCCUAUUUAUUCUUACUUCAUUCUCCCUCACUUAGAAUUCUCCAUAGCACUACUUGAGCAAGAAAAUUCCAAACUAAUUAUCAAAUAUGACAGAAAACCAAGUUCUUCAACUAGUCCCAAUGAAUGGUCUCAUCACUCAUCAAACCUCUUCAAGUAUUCCACCACUACCAGCAGCAGGAUCCAAUCCCACUCCUCCUCCUAAGAAAAAGAGAAACCCCCCAGGAAACCCAGAUCCAGGAGCCGAAGUGGUCGCUCUGUCGCCGAAGUCCCUAAUGGCGACGAACCGGUUCGUGUGCGACGUGUGCGGGAAAGGGUUCCAGAGGGACCAGAAUCUGCAGCUGCACAGAAGAGGGCACAAUCUUCCGUGGAAGCUGAUGAGGCAGAGGGGCGGCGGCGGCGGAGGGGGGAGGAGGAAGCGGGCGUACGUGUGCCCGGAGAAGAGCUGCGUCCACCACAGCCCUUCGCGCGCUCUCGGCGACCUCACCGGAAUCAAGAAACACUACUGCCGGAAACACGGCGAGAAGAAGUGGGGCUGCGCCAAGUGCUCCAAGCGCUACGCCGUGCAGUCGGAUUGGAAAGCCCACUCCAAGACUUGUGGGACUCGGGACUACAAAUGUGGCUGCGGCACUCUUUUCACUAGGAAAGAUAGCUUCACAACGCAUAGGGCGUUUUGUGAUGCAUUAGCCAAGGAGACAGCCAGACUUUCUGCAGCUUCCAACAUGCAAAGCGCCGCCGCCGCGGUGGCUCUAUCAGGUGGCCUCAACUGCCGCCACCACAUAAUGGCAGUGCCGGUCGGUCAAGGCCCACCGCCGCCACAUAAUGACUACACUAACAUGAUGAUGAUGAACUCAAUAAGACAAUCUGCUGGGCUUCUUCCUCCAUUAUGGAUGGACCCCACAACUUCGCAAGCCCAAGAAAUCCAAUCAUUUGGUUUUCUUCCCUCUUUGUUUUCCAUGUCGCCUUCUGCAAACAUGUCGGCUACCGCCAUGCUGCAGAAGGCGGCGCAGACGGGGCCCACCACAACAAGUGACCUUUCAUUGCUAGGGUUGAAGUGUGACAACAACAAUAAUAAUAAUUGCCUCCCAAUCAUCGACCAAUUCCAGAUUUAUCCCUCCAGUCGUCGGUACAUCAUGCAGAAUGAAGUUGUCACCGGAGGGCAAACUAGGGAUUUCUUGGGAGUUGGAGUUCAGUCAAUGUGCAACGUCCCUUCAUCUCUCAAUAGAUGGAUAUGACAAAUAAAAUUUGGUUGUUAAU